GCGAUAAAACAGGUUCUAUGAGCAAUUUAAGUGCUAGCGAGUACUGAGCAGUCUUAAAUUCGUCUCUCAAUAAAGACAUUUCAUCUCUAAACAUUCAGUGCAGCAGGUAUUGUCAGUAGGUGUACGUUUGGAGGCCAGAUUUGCAUUGAAAGUCUAAGGAAGAGAUGAACCUGUUCGUGCUGGCAUGCAUGAUCUUGCCUCUGAAAGCGGACCAUUGUCCGAUCUCCGUUGGUCCUGUGAGUCCUUCCCAGGAGUCGACACUGCAGGAGAGUCGCCUCCAUGUGGCCGUGGACCUGCUGCGAACCGUGGCCUCCCAACAACCUACCGAGAACGUGUUCCUCUCGCCAUCCAGCAUCUACUCGGCCCUGCUCCUGGGGUACUUCGGGGCCGCCGGCAACACGCAGAAUCUCCUGAGGGACACUCUUCACAUUCCGGAGAAUCUGACCAAAAGUACAGUAGUGGGACUGUACACAAGAGAAAAGGAAACGUCCAAGAAAAAUGCUAAACAUGAUCAUAACGCAUAUGAAUUAGACAGUGCCAACAGAAUAUACGUGCAAGAAGACUUACCUCUCAGGAAGUGUGUCCAACAUCUGCUCACAGAUGAGUACAAAAGAAUAAAUUUUAAGGAUGGCACAGCUGUUGAGACAAUAAAUGAUUGGGUCGCAGGAGUGACAAGAAAUAUGAUAAAUCCAUUUCUUACCGAAGGUGUCCUCGACUCACGUGACCGUAUAGCGAUGGUAAAUGCAGUUUAUUUCAAGGGGAACUGGAAGAUAAAAUUUGAUACGGAAGAUACCCAAAUUUGGGAAUUUACCUUGGCGGAUGGCUCAAAAAAAGAUGUGGAAAUGAUGUCUAAUACAGCAGACUUUAAAACGUAUCAUGGAAGCAUGUACGGUGUUCUUGAGAUGCCUUACGAAGGAGAUGACGUCACCAUGUUUAUUGUGCUGCCUACACAACAUUCAUCAGAAGCCAUACCAAAGCUGUUGGCCAAUCUUACUGGAGGAGAGGUGAAGAGCAUCAUCACUCGCAUGUCCAAAAAAGAACCCGGAGAGGUGACCAUCAAUGUGCCAAAGUUUACUUCAGAGAAGAGCUACCAGCUGGUUCCGAUCCUCAAAGAAUUGGGUGCUGGAGAACUAUUCGACAAACCCGCCGACUUCUCACAUCUCUUUAAACACGAUUCUUCUUUAAUGCUCAAUAAUGUACUUCACAAAGCCAAAAUUGAGUUGGACGAGAUGGGAGCAAGAGCAGCUGCCUCUACCCUUUUCAUUGGCAACCGGAUGUUAUCUUCUGAUUUCACCGUCAACCGUCCUUUUGUAUACUUUAUCUAUCAGAAGUCCUUAAGAACAAUACACUUCGCCGGGAUCUUCAACUCUCCAUAGCAUCUGGCAAAACAGCAAUAACUGUAAAUAGGUUUAAUGCACAUAAUAUGCAUUCUCUUACGUCACGUACAAUUUGGAAUCUAAAAUACAUUGAAAUUGUUUAUGUUUAUUGCAAUACAUUUUUUACUUCAGUAUACGAAGUGCCUUAUUAUAAGUUUAAAAAUGUGUAUUGGUAAUUUGUUUAGUAAGUGUUUUCUUUUCAAAGCCCGUACUGUGUGUACACAGGUGACAGGACGUAUUUUUUUACUAACUAAAUCACCGUAAAUACUAUAUAGACUGUCAUACUAUUUGUACUAUACUAUUAUAGCAAUGUAAAAGUACGCCACACCAUUAUCGUGUAACAAGCUUAGCAGAAUUUAUAUGCAAAAUUUUAAGUCUAUUGCUCAUUUAUUUAGGCUACAUGUAUUACAAUGUCAUAUAUUAAAAUGUUGUAUGCAUGUUUAACA
Molecule: messenger RNA, 1822 nt
Organism: Homalodisca vitripennis (glassy-winged sharpshooter)
Lineage: Eukaryota; Metazoa; Arthropoda; Insecta; Hemiptera; Cicadellidae
Product: serine protease inhibitor 88Ea-like
Exons: 6
Coding region: 165-1376 (403 amino acids)
Molecular function (GO): serine-type endopeptidase inhibitor activity
Source: RefSeq, a predicted model, not a curated record